Molecule: messenger RNA, 822 nt
Organism: Hydra vulgaris (swiftwater hydra)
Lineage: Eukaryota; Metazoa; Cnidaria; Hydrozoa; Anthoathecata; Hydridae
Product: putative nuclease HARBI1
Source: RefSeq, a predicted model, not a curated record
AUGCCUCGACUCGUUCGUAUGCAUUUAGUUUUCGCAGAAGUAAGGCGUCGAGAAAUAGCAGUUCGGCGAGGUCUUAGACGUGGAAGGUUAUUUAGAGACCGAACCAACCCACUUGAUAUUUAUGAUGCUGUUGACUUAUAUCAAAGGUUUAGGUUUCGUCGAGCUUCUAUUUUCUAUUUGGAAAAUUUGCUGAAAACAGAUUUACAACCAAAGUCAAAUCAAAGUUUUUGUGUUCCACUAAUCUAUCAAGUAUUAUGCGCACUUCGAUUUUAUGCAACAGGAUCUUUCCAGAUUGUGAUUGAUGAUUCUACAGCAGCAGUCAACCAACUAUUUCUAGAAUUAUUCGCCAAAUCAUCAAAUCAUUCUAUCAAUGUGCAAGCGGUGUGUAAUUAUAACGGAAAGUUCAUUGAUAUUAUUGCAAAAUGGCCUGGAAGCACACAUGACGCAAGAAUUUUAAGAGAAUCAAAGCUUGGUAAAAAAAUGAUAAAUGGUACUCUUAAAGGUUUAUUACUUGGCGAUUCCGGGUAUCCAUAUUUUUGUUGGUUGCUUACGCCGAAUCUAAGUGCAACUACAGCAGCUCAGCUGUUUGGAAGGUGGAAAAGACGGUUUCAUUUGCUUCAUGGAGAGGUUCGAAUGACCCCAGAAAGAACCUGCACCAUAAUUGGUGCGUGUGCUGUAUUCCAAAAUUUAGCAAUAGAGUUAAAUGAUGUGGACAUAGAUGACAAUCCAAUUGAAAAUUAUGAAAAUAAUAAUGAAGACAUAGUUGCUGAAAAUAACUUUCGAUUCCUUGAUAAUUUUGUUUUGCGACAUUUUGGACAAUAA